CAAACGGCCAGCCAUUAAAGUUCAUUCGUUCCAUACUUUGUUUUGAUAUUUUCAAGUUCGGUAUCGAGUUAUGUGGUUUCGGCGUGUUACCUUGGAAUUUCGUUUGUACGCGUUACAUAAAUGCGCAUUGAGCGGGUUUAUUAAAAUGAAAAAAGAUUAAUUGGGAAAUUAAAUAUAUAGUAAGUGUUGAAAACGAAAAUCAAACCGGCGGACGUCCUCAAUCUCGAGACGGACCGUAUUUCGUCUCAUGUCUUUAUCUCGGAAAUAAGCGUACAUCUCUUGUGUACUGAUUACUGAUUUAUUUAGUUCGUCGUGCGGAAUGAGACGGAUCGGUUGAGCUUCCUAGAAAUGGGUCGCUCAUAGUCGUACAAUAAAAACUAUUUGAAGUUCCUGGCUGGUGUUAUUGUUUUUGAAUUUAGAACGCAAAAAAAAUAAACGCGAUGAGUGCUGCGACGGACUCAGUUUUGGCGGGAUAUAUCCCAGAAUAUUUGUUUACUCUGAUGGAGGAGUUAGAUGAACAUCCGUGGUUGUUUGCCGCUCUUGCCUCAGUUCUGGUUGGACUCAGUGGGAUCCUGCCUCUCCUGAUCAUACCCAUCGACGAAUCUGCGUCGUUUAAAGACGGAGCGGGGGCAGCGACACUGCGAGUCCUGCUGAGCUUCGCAGUCGGCGGUCUGCUUGGAGACGUGUUCCUACAUCUACUGCCGGAGUCUUGGGAACACGACCUAGCUGGCAGAAAAGAAGGGGAGCACGUAUCACUAAAAUGCGGUCUCUGGUGUCUCGCCGGAAUGCUAGUCUUCAUCGUAGUAGAAAAACUCUUCGCAGCAUCAGAAGGCGUAGAAGAAGAAGAAACUCCGCCAGCGAAGCAGAACGGAUCUAUCAAGCAGAUUGAAAUAGAAGAGAUCGAGAAACUUCUAGAAUUGGAGAGAAAACAACGCGGGGGGAAUAAAGGGGGUCUUUGUAAUGGCAGCGUGACUGCUAAGCAGCUGUAUGACACUUGCGUGUUCAAUAAUAACACUAAAGGUGAAGGCGGCUGCUGUAACAGUGUAGCCGCUUCGAAUGGAUCAGUGAAAUGCGGUGGAGGGAAGGGCAGCAACCGCUGGAUGGGCCGCUGUCUGCUACGCGAGGCGAGGGAGAAGGCGCUGAAGGCUACUAAGGAGAAGAGCGAGAAGAAAGAUGUGGCGGGCUACCUGAACCUCAUGGCCAACUCCAUAGACAACUUCACGCAUGGACUGGCGGUUGGCGGCUCCUUCCUCGUGGGCUUCCGAGUUGGUUUACUCACCACAUUCGCUAUACUUGUCCAUGAAAUCCCUCACGAAGUAGGAGACUUCGCCAUUCUCCUGAAGAGUGGGUUCUCGCGGUGGGAAGCGGCCAAGGCGCAACUGGCCACCGCUUCAGCUGGUCUGAUCGGUGCAAUGACCGCCGUCAUAUUCAGCGGAGCCAGAAAUGCGAUAGAGGCCAAAACAUCCUGGAUAGUCCCGUUCACAGCGGGCGGGUUCCUACACAUAGCGCUGGUCACAGUGUUACCGGACCUCCUCCGGGAAGAAGACAAGUGGCAGUCGCUCAAACACCUCGCGGCUUUGCUAGCCGGCAUCGGGGUCAUGGCUUUCAUGACGUAUUACUUCUAGAAGCUUCUAUAAAGAAUGCGGGCCUGAGUCUAGUGAAUCAACAGCAUCACCACCAAUAUUAAUCACGACUAAAGCCAGUUCCACUUGUCUUCUGGGUUGAGUGUUAUUUCGGAAAAAUGAUGCAAUCGUUAAAUUAUAUACGUACAGCGCCAUCUAACGUAUUUCAAAGUAAUACUAAGAGAAGAUAUGAACAUUAUAAGAACCAUAAUAAUUCGAGAUUCGUACACUCUGUAUGGAAUUGCGCGAAAUGUAUUUAAAGUCUGAUAAAACUCUACAUAAUAGAGAGAGAGCACGUUUUUGGGUUCAUAAGACCGAACACAACUCUGUAAGUAUGCAAAAAUAUCAGUCUUUCACGCCACAUCACUACAAAGUGUGUCUAGCUACUAUCGAAAGAUAUGAGGUGACAUUGGAACCAUGUGCCAAUAUUUUACAAGUAAAUAUUUACUAUUAUAUAGAUUUCGAGGUGACAUACUAAUAAUGAAAUUAAUACAUUCAUAGGUGUACAUACUCAGUAAGGCCUAGAGAUAUACUAAUUGAUCCAUGAUAAUACACAUAGCGGGUCAUAAAAUAGCAUCACUUUUUAUACAAUAAAACAUACCAAUUGAGAACCUCCUCCUUUUUCAUUCGGUUAAAAAUAUGGCACAUGGUUCCCAUUUCACUUGUCUUAUUAUUGAAGUCGAUAAAAGUAUUAGUAUUUUCGAAAUUUUAAAUUUAGAUUAUGGUUACUGAAAUCAACUCUUUAGAUAUUAAAAUAUUCUGAUAAAAUCACACGCUGUGUGAAUAAUAAAAACAGAAGUUACUGUAAAUAAAUUGAUAAAAAUAAAAAUGGACGCUAAUAAAAAGUACCUAAAAUAUAAGAAAAAUCAAAAAUUCAUCAUACAUCAUUAUCAUAUGAAAUACACGUAAAAAAAGUUCAUAUUAUAGCCAAAUAUUUGAAACAUUGUUAUUUUACAUAAAGUAAGAUUGUUUUUGUUAAUUUUGUAACAUAAUUACGUUUAUUUUUUAGCAUCUAAGUCAGCUUUUUGGUAGCAUUAUCCACAGUAAAUAUUUAAAUAAAAUCAAGUAAAAUAAAAAUAUAAAUUAUUAAGAAGAUAAUAAUGUAACAAUCAAUAAUUUGAUGUAUUUGGCAGGUACCAAAAUAAAAAAUAGAGACAGAUUUAGUGUUUAGUUGGUUGAUCUCCACUAAAACUCAUAUUAAUUUUUAGAAUUAAAUGCACAAAUUUUAUUGUAAUGCAUUUUUCAACAGUUAUAAUUAAUCAUUUUAAAGGUACAUUGUACCUUAAAUCAAGUGACAUACUGUAAAUUAAUGUAAAUACUUAUAUUAACGUUUUGAUAUACUCAAUUAAGUAUCGUUUAAAGCUAAUCGACGACUUUCCUUGCGUCAAUUGAAAAAAGGGUUUUCUUAAUAACGCUCGCCAGUUGGCGCCACUGUCUUAGCUAAAGCCCGGUUGCCGAGCACGUAGAAUUUCGUCCAAUGACCCGAAGCUACCCAUCCUUAUCCUACAUUCGCGACAGCAAUAUAAUUACGCGCGAGCGAAAAGGAUAGGUAGCUUGGGGUCAUUUGACGAAAUUCUAUGUGCCCGGCGACCGGACUAUACAAGCAAGUGACAGGAUUUUACUGCCAGUAGCGCCAAAAAUAUAUAAACAUCGGCGCCUGGGAAAGUUGAAACUAGUGCAUUACCCCUUUAAUAAUAAAAACAAAAACGGUUGCAAUCUAUUUUAUCAAGGCAAAAAUGCAUUCAAUUCAAACUGUUUAUUUUUUAUGAUUAUGGGGGUCAGUAUUUACUUAACGUGUUUAAACAUUAGUAACUUAGGAGAUAGUACAAAUCAUCCCACUUCGAUAUUGUGAUAGUUUUCUAGUUCUGUUGUAUAUACAGUCGGAAUAUUAGUUACUGCGGUGUAACACACUGGCCAUGAUAUUGUCAUAUCAAAAGCAUUUUCAUUUACUUUACGUAAGCUAUUAUAUUUAGCAAGAUUAUUAUCAAAAUCAAAUAUUUUUGAGAUUUUUCAUGCAAAUUAACUUUAUCAUUAUACUUAUUUAAGUAUUGUGUAUUGAUUUUCAAUAUAAUCAAAUCCAGAUUUUAAGCUAAUAUUUUGAAUUUGAGAUACUUUGUUAAGUAAACAAUUUAAUUAAGUGUGUAAUGUGAUAAAUAAUGCCAUUUACGAGUAUUCUAAGUCGUUGACUAGAUAACGACAUUGUAAAAUUACUAGAAAAAGAUAUUAAUAAACAAACUAUUUAUGUA
Messenger RNA from Ostrinia nubilalis (European corn borer), 3868 nucleotides. It is a transcript of the gene Zip99C, whose product is annotated as zinc transporter ZIP13 homolog. The transcript is spliced from 9 exons. Gene Ontology annotation, biological process: zinc ion transmembrane transport; intracellular zinc ion homeostasis. The record is from RefSeq and is a predicted model, not a curated record. The coding region runs from base 441 to 1625 and encodes 394 amino acids. Gene Ontology annotation, cellular component: membrane. Lineage: Eukaryota; Metazoa; Arthropoda; Insecta; Lepidoptera; Crambidae. Gene Ontology annotation, molecular function: zinc ion transmembrane transporter activity.